Messenger RNA from Eutrema salsugineum, 935 nucleotides. RefSeq names its product pre-rRNA-processing protein TSR2 homolog. Bases 177 to 782 code for a protein of 201 amino acids. NCBI's taxonomy places the organism in Eukaryota, Viridiplantae, Streptophyta, Magnoliopsida, Brassicales, Brassicaceae. Gene Ontology annotation, cellular component: nucleus. The transcript is spliced from 5 exons. Gene Ontology annotation, biological process: maturation of SSU-rRNA from tricistronic rRNA transcript (SSU-rRNA, 5.8S rRNA, LSU-rRNA). The record is from RefSeq and is a predicted model, not a curated record.
AGGGUUCCAAAGUUGUCAGCUUCACUUGGUUCUUCUUUCAUCUCACACCUCUGAUUCAGAAAAUCGUGAAAAAAAAACAUCCUCGAGCUCGUCUCCUUUUUUCUCCGUAUCGCCGACAAUACUCCGUUGCUGUUUCCGUCUCAAAGUAGAAAGAAGAAGGAGGAGGAAGGGGAUCAAUGGAAUCGAGACCCAGUGGACCUGUGGUGUUGACGGCGGAGGAGGAAGCUGUUCUGAACGAAGGAAUCGGUUUGAUACUUUCACGGUGGACCGCCAUGCGAGCCGCUGUCGAUAACGGCUGGGGCGGCCGAGAUUCUCAUGAGAAAGCCGAGCGCACCGUUUCCAAUGUUCUUGAUUAUUUCAUCCAUCUAAAAGAUCUAUCGACGGACUUUGACGGAUUAGCUGACAUUCUAGAGAGUGGUCUUUCUGAGCUUAAUACUGUGGCUGAGGAUGGAAGCCUCGAAGAGGUGACAGAGACGCUACUAGAUUUGUAUUAUGAAUGCCUCGAAGGCAACUUCCAAAGGGUUGAGAAACUGAGAGCGACUAGCUCUCAGACAAGUGCAACUGUUGUCAAGGUUUCAAACGGUAACGAUGAGGAUGAUGAGGGAAGCGAUGAUGAAGAUGAGGAUACACACCUGAACAAUGAUCAAAGCACAGACAUGAUGGUGGAUGCUUCUGAACACUGCUCAAACCGGAAACCAGAAGCCAUGCCAGUUGAUGAGCCAAAAGCUGAUGAUGGGUGGACUGUAGUUCCAUGUAGGAAAAACAAGGGCAAGAAAAAUUAAAUGGUUUAGGUUCCCAAGGUGUUUGUGUAAUCUUCACAAUUUUGGGUUGUUUUGAGUUUAUAAUAAUAGAUGGAUAGUAGUAUGAACUGUAUGAUUUAUAGAUUGCCACUUUCUAAACAAACUCAGAAAAAUGAGUGUUCUUGUUCUUUCCCA